GACACUAGCGGUGCAGGUGCACGUAGCGUGAACCACAAUUUUGGGCGCGACGAGUUUCACUUCCCGUCGAAGAAGAAGAAGGAGGAGAAUGCCGCGUAGAGGAAGCGGUUCACAGCGGAAGAGGCCGUCUCUACCCUCACCCUCACCGUCAGCUUUCAGUUUAUGGUAUGUAUGAACUUCGAUAUAUGCGUUUGAGGCAUGCUUUGAUUUAUGUUUCCUGUCAAACUGGCAGGAGAUGAAACUAGAUCCCCGCAUCGCCCGGAAGAAACACUGACCGAAAUAUCUCGGGAGGCUGUGGGAAAACUUUUACGCCGUGCUAAUAAAGUUGGAUCUUCCAAGAAAAAGAACAAGCCUGAGGUUGAGCCAGAAAUAAAUGGAAGUCAAGUUUCGGAACAAAUUCUUCAACCACAGACUUCAGAAGUUGGACAUUGUGGUGGAAAUUCCAUUGGAAAUGUUUCUGCAGAGAAGAAGCGUAAUCAUGUAAGUUUAGGCCAGGGCUUCUUGGAUGAAAAGGAAGAACUGCAUGACUCAGAUUGGGAAGAUGGUGCAGUUGCUAUGGAUGAUCGUCCUGUGACUGUUGAAUUGAAUGUGACCCCUGAUUCAGCUGUACGGAAACAAAUACGUCGAGCUUCUGCUGAAGAUAAGGAAUUGGCUGAACUAGUGCACAAGGCUCAUUUGCUUUGUUUACUUGCUCGUGGAAGAUUAAUAGACAGUGCUUGUGAUGAUCCUCUUAUUCAGGCUUCUUUGCUUUCUCUACUUCCAGCGCACUUGCUCCAGCUAUCAAAUGUCACAGAGCUCACUUCAAAAGCUUUACAUCCGUUAAUAGUAUGGUUCCAUGAUAAUUUCCAUGUUAAAAACUGUGCAAAUGAAGACAAGUCACCACACUUUGCUUUGGCGUCAGCUUUAGAAUCACAUGAAGGUAGUCCUGAAGAGAUUGCAGCUUUAGCAGUGGCACUAUUUAGAGCUUUAAAUCUUACAGCCAGGUUUGUGUCCAUUUUGGAUGUUGCUUCUAUUAAACCAGUUGCAAGUGGAUCUAGUAAGGGGAUAUUUAGUACUUCUACCCCAAUGAUAUCUAAGCUAAAAUUGGAUUUCAAGUCACCGAAAAAAUCAUUAUCUUCUAAUGAGAGAGAAGUAGUCGGUGAAAGUUCUCUUGGCCGUUCAUUGAAAAGUAAGAAAGCCUGUACAACAAGCCACAUGACUCGGUCUAAAGAUCCUCCUGUUGCUAAAGACUUGAAUCAAAGUGUGACAAACUCGCCAACUUCCAAGGCACACGACAAUAACCCUGAAUCAUAUGCCAUUGACAAAUCUCAUAAACCAAAGAGGAAAGGGGAUCUUGAAUAUGAGAUGCAGUUGGAAAUGGCUCUUUCUGCUACAGCGGUUGAAUGUUCGGAGAAUAAAAUGGAGUCAGGAGUGAAUGCUGAGUCAUCAAAUGUUUCUUGUCCAUCAAAAAGGAUGAAAAUAAUUAAAGGUGAAGAAUCUUCAACCUCCCCUCAAGUAAUUUCGACGGCAGUUGGAUCAAUGAAAGUAGGAUCUCCUCUGUACUGGGCAGAAAUCUAUUGCAGUCAAGAAAAUUUGACAGGAAAGUGGGUGCAUAUUGAUGCUGUUAAUAUGAUUAUUGAUGGAGAGGACAAGGUCGAAGCCAUGGUUGCUGCGUGCAAAACAUCUUUGAGAUAUGUUGUUGCUUUUGCUGGACAGGGGGCCAAAGAUGUGACCCGCAGGUACUGUAUGAAGUGGUACAAGAUAGCACCACAACGAGUUAAUUCAACAUGGUGGGAUUCAGUGUUGGCUCCACUGAGAGACUUGGAGUCUGGCGCAACUGAAGGUGUGGUUCUUUCAAGAACAAACCAAAUCGUUGCUACAGAAGCCAACAUGAUGGAUUCUUCUGCUCCUUCAAGGAGUUCUCUUGAGGAUAUUGAGUUAGAAACUAGAGCAUUAACUGAGCCUCUUCCAACCAACCAGCAGGCCUACAAAAGUCAUCUACUUUAUGCCAUAGAAAAAUGGCUUACAAAGUAUCAAGUACUUCAUCCAAAGGGUCCAAUUCUGGGCUUUUGUUCAGGGCACCCAGUUUACCCUAGGACUUGUGUGCAAACAGUUAAGACAAAAGAGAGAUGGCUCCGGGAAGGACUGCAAGUGAAACCCAAUGAACAUCCUGUGAAGGUUCUUAAAUGUUCCAUUAAGCCCCAGAAAGUACAAGAUUCUGAAGCUGAUGACAAUGGCUGCUCUGAUUCUAAGGAAAAUAUAAAACUUUAUGGGAAGUGGCAACUGGAACCACUGAUUCUACCUCAUGCUGUGAAUGGGAUUGUUCCCAAGAAUGAACGUGGUCAGGUAGAAGUUUGGUCUGAGAAAUGUCUUCCGCCAGGCACUGUGCACUUAAGGCUUCCGAAGGCCUUUUAUGUUGCCAAGAGGCUAGAGAUUGAUUAUGCGCCCGCUAUGGUUGGUUUUGAAUUUAGAAAUGGCCGUUCAUAUCCUGUCUUUGAUGGUAUUGUGGUCUGUGCUGAGUUCAAGGAUGCACUUCUAGAGGCAUAUGCAGAGGAAGAGGAAAGACGUCAGGCUGAUGAGAAGAGAAGGGAUGAAGCCCAAGCUCUUAAUCGGUGGUACCAGCUUCUUUCAUCCAUCGUAACUCGUCAAAGGUUAAAUAAUCGUUAUAACAGCCAUUUGUCAUCAGAGAUGCCAUCUGAUGUCCAAUGCAUGAAUGAUAAUGUGUCAAAUGCCACAGCUUGUGGUAGUUCCGACGAGAAUCAGAACCCAAGACACCAUCAGGUGGAGAAAUGCGAUGCAGAUUUUGAUGCAUCGUUAAGUACUCCAGUAAAGGACCAUGAGCAUGUUUUUUUGAAAGAGUACGAGAGCUUUGAUAAGGGAACCUCUCUAUUGACCAAGCGAUGUCAAUGUGGAUUUUCAGUCCAAGUAGAAGAAUUAUAGUAUUUAUUAUUUUAUUUUGAAACAUCUAUCCAGAUCCUUAAUAGUCCACUGAUGCUUCAAGCAAUGGCAGACAUUGUUUAGUUUUUUUCUCUUGUUUUGUAGUUUCUGAGAUUCAUAUGCUUUAUUAGUGAGUAAGGUUUAGAUGGCUUUGGCUUUACAACUUGUUGUAUCACAUAUUAUGUGAUGUAUGUACUAUGUACAUAUUCAAAGGUCAAACAGUUUCUCUGACAAAACUCCUAGAAUGUAUUUGUUAUUUGUAAUAUAUUAAAUAGGAAAAUGGCGUGUUUUGUUUGGCAA
Messenger RNA from Lotus japonicus, 3216 nucleotides. Its product is annotated as DNA repair protein RAD4. The transcript is spliced from 14 exons. Gene Ontology annotation, cellular component: nucleus; XPC complex; cytoplasm. Bases 211 to 2919 code for a protein of 902 amino acids. NCBI's taxonomy places the organism in Eukaryota, Viridiplantae, Streptophyta, Magnoliopsida, Fabales, Fabaceae. Gene Ontology annotation, molecular function: single-stranded DNA binding; damaged DNA binding. Gene Ontology annotation, biological process: nucleotide-excision repair; mismatch repair. The record is from RefSeq and is a predicted model, not a curated record.